This is a messenger RNA of Quercus lobata, 1162 nucleotides long. RefSeq names its product protein trichome birefringence-like 38. The record is from RefSeq and is a predicted model, not a curated record. Gene Ontology annotation, cellular component: Golgi apparatus. The transcript has 5 exons. Lineage: Eukaryota; Viridiplantae; Streptophyta; Magnoliopsida; Fagales; Fagaceae. The coding region runs from base 1 to 1095 and encodes 364 amino acids. Gene Ontology annotation, molecular function: O-acetyltransferase activity.
AUGGGUUUUGUAACUCAGAGUUUGUGUUCCAUCCUUGUGACUUUCCUUGUGAUUUUUUCAUGUCUUUGUGAAGCAAACUCAGAACAAUAUCAUAGCAACCAUGUGAGGUUAAGAAAACAAGAAGUAGCAAAUUGUAACGUUUAUGAAGGGUCUUGGGUGUACGACAAUUCAUACCCUUUAUAUGAAUCUUCAGCUUGCCCUCAUAUCCGCAAGCAAUUUGAUUGCCAUAAGUAUGGUCGACCUGAUACUCUCUUCCUCAAAUAUAGAUGGCAGCCCAAGGGAUGUGACAUACCCAGAUUUGAUGGUCAAGAUUUUUUACGGAGAUUUAAGGGGAAGAACAUUAUGCUUGUAGGGGACUCCCUUAUUCUCAACCAGAAGGAAUCACUAGUAUGUUUGCUUCAUGCUGCUGCACCUAAUUCCAAAAUCAUAGUGGGGGGCAAUGACCUGUAUACUAAUACAACAUUCGAGGACUAUGGAGUUUCAAUUCUGCUAUUUUUAUCUCACUACCUUGUGGACAUUGAAGAAGAAGCUAUAGGUCCAGUGUUAAAGCUUGAUUCCCUGAAAAAUGGCAAAAUAUGGAGAGAUAUGGAUGUUCUGGUUUUCUACUCUUGGCUUUGGUGGUACCGUAGUGGACCUAAGAAACCAUGGGAUUAUAUUCAAAAUGGUGUCGUGAUUCUCGAUGACAUGGAUCGUAUGGUUGCUUUUCGCAAGGCUUUGACAACUUGGGCCAAGUGGGUUGAUACAGAUGUGGAUCCAGUAAAAACUAAAGUCUUUUAUCUAGGAAUUUCACCUUCCCAUUACAAUGGCACUGACUGGAAUAAGCCAGGAGUGACAAACUGCGCAAAUGAGACAACACCCAUAAACGGGUCAACUUACUCAGCUGGUUUGCCAUCAGCAGCAUAUAUAGUGAAGGACGUCUUAAGUACAAUAAAGAAGCCUGUUAAAUUGCUUGACAUAACCACUCUCUCACAACUAAGGAAAGAUGCACAUCCUAGCUCUUAUAAUGCAUACAAGGGCAUGGAUUGCACCCAUUGGUGUGUUGCUGGGCUUCCAGACACUUGGAAUCAACUUCUGUAUGUAGGUCUCACUAAUUGAAAGAUUGUUAGAUCUACAAAAAACAAUGAAAAAGUGUAGCCAUGUAAGCUGGAAAGUCUAGUAGUCU